This is a messenger RNA of Malaclemys terrapin pileata, 4035 nucleotides long. RefSeq lists its product as uncharacterized. The transcript is spliced from 8 exons. The coding region runs from base 360 to 1343 and encodes 327 amino acids. Lineage: Eukaryota; Metazoa; Chordata; Testudines; Emydidae. The record is from RefSeq and is a predicted model, not a curated record.
CACACACAAGAUUGGGGAUUUGACUAGGCUGUGAGAACCAAAAUCAGACACUGAUCCAUUGGGAGUGACUGGACACAUACAAAAAUAUAUAUACAGUGGUAUAGAAGCCAAAACAUACAUACCCCCCCUGUUUCCCCGAAAAUAAGACAGUGUCUUAUAUUAAUUUUUGCUCCCAAAGAUGCGCUAGGUCUUAUUUUCAGGGGAUGUCUUAUUUUUCAGAAAUGAAAAAUGCCUUAUUAUCGGGGAGGUCUUAUUAUCGGGGGGAUGCCUUCUAUUACAACGAGACGCAAAACUAAAUUUUUUAGAAUUAGAGACAAAACCAAGAAGAGGAAACCUUUGCAACCCUUCCUCACAGAAGAAUGUAUUUUUUGGUGAUCCUGGCUUUUCUAGGACGAAUUACUGGUGAGACUUUCUUUCAUCAUUAUGAAAAUGGAAAUUUCACACUUACGUGCAAUGAAACAGUGGCUAAUGGGAAGAAGGAAACAGUUUGGUAUGAAAGUCGAGAAUCUCUGCAUGAAUUCCAAGUAAUCAACUGCAGUAAUCAACAGCCCAACGGACGAAACAAAUGCUCUGAUAAAACAAAGUGUAGAAACCAAUUAUCAAAUUCUGCUUCCAGAGGUGGUGGGGUAUUUGCAUGUGAGCAAUUUCCGAAUACUGAAACAUCACAGGCUUGCCCACUUUUUACCAAUGUGACUCACUGCAGACAUUAUAAAUUUUUUAUUGUAGUGAUAAUAAACAUGACUGCAGAUAAGGAGAUAUUUGAGACCAUUCCUGCAAAAUCACAUGAUAAUCAUUUAGUACAAGAAGAAAGAAGUAACAUCACUCUCUCUUGUGAAUUUCAAAUGAAGCCCUCAGGACAAACAUUUCUUAUAUAUUGGAUCAAAUAUACAGAAACAAGCAAAUGCCUGUCUUCUGUUCAGAGAAAGGAACAUAAUUUCUCGUAUAAUACACAUUGCUGUAUUGAUGAGAUGAUCAAAGAACGACUAUUGAACUAUACAAGCUUAGAUUCAACCGAGAGACAUGUAGUCCAUAAUAUGACCAUCUUGAAUGUUACUUACUCUGACAGUGGAACUUAUUUAUGUGUUGUAAAUGCCUGGUCAAGAGGUAAACACGUGUGGAAGAUUGCAAAUAACCUUUCUAUAGAAGUGAGGAAUCAAGCCAUUCCAUCCUCUGCUUCCGUGCCAUUGUAUGCAACCACUGGAUUCUUCGUAGGGAUUAUUAUCAUCAGUGGGAUAGCAUGGUUGAUCUAUAAAAAGAAAAUCAAAUCAAAAGGAAAGGCAUCUGCACAACUUCCCAGGUUCCCCGUAUGCAGUGAGCAGCAGCAAAGACUUGCAAGGAAAUGAAGUGUUGUAUUCACUUGCAACGAGCCCAUAUGAGGACCCAAAUGCAGCCUAUUGUACAGUGGAUAACACUGCAGCAUCUGGCAAGGGGCCAGGAGAUGAAAUACAGACAGUCUAUGCAGUGGUAUCACAAAGCUGUUCCUGUAAAUGACUUGUAAGAGGAAGUGUUAUUUUUGACAAAUGACAUUGCAAAUAGAACCACCCAGAGGAGCUGGAGAAUGGACGUUGGUUUGAAAAUAACUAUGAACUUUUGGCUGAUUUUAGGGGAAAAAACUCAGCAUAGUAGCCUUGACUACCCAUUUUGACUAUUCAAUAAGCUAUCUUAGAAAAUAUUAUGGGGCAGAUCCUCUGCUGAUAUAAAUUCUCAUAGCUCCAUUAUGAAGCUAUGACCAUUUGCACCAGAGAAACAUAGGAAUUGUCACACUCAGACCAUUGGUUCAUUUAGUUCAGAAUCCUGUCUCCAGCAGUGGCCUUUAUCAGAUGUGUCAGAAGUAGAUGCAAGAAUCCCCAUAUUGGACAAUUAUGGCACAACUCGCUCACAGGAGAAGUUUCUUCUCAACACCUAUCAGCUAGAGAUUGGUUAUCCCCUGAAGCGAGAGGGUUUUAUAGCCCUCAUACAUCUUAUCCUAUCUAAUGUAACAUCAUCCUUAGGCCAGUGUUUCCCAAACUUGGGACGCCGCUUGUGUAGGGAAAGUCCCUGGCGGACGGGGCCGGUUUGUUUCCAGCAGCUCCCAUUGGCCUGGAGCAGCGAACCGUGGCCAGUGGGAUAUGUGAUCGGCCGGACCUGCGGACAUGGCAGGUAAACAAACCGGCCCGGCCCGCCAGGGGCUUUCCCUACGCAAGCGGCGUCCCAAGGUUGGGAAACACUGCCUUAGAGUAUGAAAACCUAUAUAAAUGAAUGAUUGCUUUAGGAACAAAGAUCUUUAUUUUCCUCCAGUUUUACACUGGUGUAAUUCUGUUGGCUCCAUUGGAGAUACUCCUGCUUUACAUUGGUGUAAGUGAGAGGAGGAUCAGAAGCUUAGACACUCAGGUGUGAUUGCUAGAGCAGGCAGAAUCAAUUAAGGACACUAUUAGCCCCUACCAUAAGUUUUUCUUCUUUAAAAUGGCCACAUUGGAUAUAAUGUUGUGAAGGAGACUGGGGUCCUUUAUGUAUCCCCAGAAAAGGUACAGCACAAACCAUGUUCCAGGAGUCAGGACCUGCAGCAGAGCCACGCUCCUAGGAACCUAACAAAAACAGCUGGCCUGUAGUUGGCUGCCUGAUUGACUAGAUCGCCUGAUUGGUUUGAAGAGUCAGCAGCCCAGCACUUAAGCCCAGCAGCAGUUCAGUGUCUCUUCAAAUCAUGUACUCAUGGCUGAGCUAGCACCUGUGUGUGCUUGUUCUAGCCCUGCCCCACUUCAGGGAACCUGUUUCUGAUCCUUGGAUCUGAUUCCUAAUUUCAGUUCUGGCACCUAGCCUCUGACCCUGGGCUCUGGUGCCUGUGCCAACCACUAGGCAUGACUGCCCAUGUCCUGGCCACUGACAUCAUGGCAGUGCCAGUGUCCUCACAUAAGCCUUUUUAGCUAUCACAAAGGUGAGAGGAACCUCAGCUAGGAUGAGAGGAUAGUUGUAUCUCUGUGUAUAUUUAAAACUUCAGUCCACUGGAAUUUCCACAUUCUCCAUUUACUUCCCCCUGCCCACCUCAAAAGCUUGACACUGAGUGAAGUCAUCUCUUUCAAGGGUCUGUUGGCUCCAUCCUGGAUGCUCAGAUGGGAUCAUUCCAAGGGGUUGAGUGUGAUGUCUUUGCAGGGGUGCUGGAACAAUUUGUAUGGGGGUUACUGAGAGCCAUUGAACCAAACUGUAAACCCUGUAUAUAACAGAAACUACUUCAAGGCAGGGAGAGUACAAGCACUCCCUGCACCCCUGGUUCCAGCACCCAUGUGUCUUUGUAGUGUUCCCAUCCCUUGCUGGUCCGGGUAGGGUGACCAGAUAGCAAGUGUGAAAAAUUGGGACACUUUAUUUUUCGGGGUGGAGGGAGAAAGAAAAAUGUAUAAUAAUAAUCCCCUAAUAUCGGGAUGUCUGGUCACCCUAUGGGAACUUGGGGCCUGAACUUGGACACUAUGGUGCAUUGCAUAGCUACAAGCUCACCCAAAUGGCUUUGAUGGUGCAUUCUGGAAUAAAAUAGGCUGUGACCCACAAUUCUCAUGUUAGACUAUUAAGCAGUCUUUGGAUUUGUAUUUAUUUCAUCACUACCAACGUGAGCUGGAUUAUUCUACACCAUGUUGGUGAAAACUAAUAUUUCUUUGUAUUCUACCUUUGUUUUCCUUUAAAUAAAGGGCACGACACAGGCUACUGAGCUAUAAAGGCUAUACAAACCAAGGGGCUCUAAUGAUAUUGUGCCAACUCCAUGAGGAGUGUUUGUAUUUGGUGACAGGGUAAAUUGGUCACACAUCAUAGGUUGAAUUUAGUCCAAAUCCAAAUGUAAACACUGUCUCUCAGCUCACCAUCGGAUAAUCCUGAUGGGCCGCAGGUUGCCCACCACUGCUAUAAAAGGUGACUGACAUUUUUCUUGUGCUCAAAGGAUCAUAUCCAACUGUUACUGAAGUCGGUAAAAGACUCCCUUUGACUGCAAUGGGAACUGGAUGAGACCCUAAAUGAAGACAGAUUGUACUGCUUUGAUGUCACAGCCUUGUAAUAAAGCUUUCAGAUGAUAACAUA